AUGGCCGCUGCCCAGGACACUCGGAGUGGCCAGAAGGACUCCUCCGACCAGAACUUCGACUACAUGUUCAAGCUGCUCAUCAUCGGCAACAGCAGCGUGGGCAAGACCUCCUUCCUGUUCCGCUACGCGGAUGACUCCUUCACGUCUGCAUUUGUCAGCACAGUCGGCAUCGACUUCAAAGUGAAGACUGUGCUCAGAAACGAGAAGAGAAUCAAGCUUCAGAUCUGGGACACAGCGGGCCAGGAGAGGUACAGGACCAUCACCACAGCCUACUACCGAGGGGCCAUGGGCUUCGUCCUCAUGUACGACAUCACCAACGAGGAGUCCUUCAGCGCCGUGCAGGACUGGUCCACUCAGAUCAAAACGUACUCUUGGGACAAUGCCCAGGUGAUCCUGGUUGGGAACAAAUGUGACAUGGAAGACGAGCGUGUCGUCUCCUCGGAGAGAGGCCAGCGUUUGGGAGAACAGCUUGGGUUUGAGUUUUUUGAAACAAGUGCCAAGGACAACAUUAACGUCAAGCAGACCUUUGAGCACCUCGUGGACAUCAUCUGCGACAAAAUGUCGGAAGGUUUGGAGACCGAUCAGGCUGCUGCCACAGCUGCGAAGCAGAGCACGAGGCUCACGGAAACCCCUCCCCCGCCGCAACCCAGCUGCGGCUGCUAA
Messenger RNA from Miniopterus natalensis, 663 nucleotides. RefSeq names its product RAB3C, member RAS oncogene family (gene RAB3C). Gene Ontology annotation, molecular function: GTP binding; GTPase activity. Lineage: Eukaryota; Metazoa; Chordata; Mammalia; Chiroptera; Miniopteridae. The record is from RefSeq and is a predicted model, not a curated record.